AUGUCAACAACAUUUUCUUUUAUUGGAAAACAAAUAAUCAUUUAUUGUGGAACACCUUCCUUUCUUAGUGGUGUAUGUGGAGGACUUCUUAAUACUCUUGUAUUACUUAGUCUUCAAACAUUUCGAGACAGUUCAUGUGCAUUUUAUUUAACUAUUAUGUCUAUUUUUAAUAUUGGUCAAUUGUUUACUGGUCUUUUUUUACGAAUUAUGAUCGCACUAUAUGAUAUUGAUGGAACAGAAACAUCAUUAUUCUAUUGCAAAUUUCGAUUAUAUUUAUUUCAUGUAUGUACUGCAAUUUCAUUGACAUGUCUCUGUUUAGCUACAUUCGAUCAAUAUUGUUCUACAUGUUAUCGUUCACAUUGGCAGCAAUUUUGUAAUAUCGAAUUGGCCCAAUGUCUAGCAAUCAUAAGUAAUAUUAUAUGGUCUUUGCAUGGAAUUCCAUUCUUAGUUUAUUUUAAUCAUAUUCAAUCGCCUAGUACAAACACUAUUUUUACUCAAUAUCGUGCUUUUGUUAUCUUUCUUGGCCUUAUUGGAUAUCUACCCAUUACUAUUGCAACUUUAUUUGGAUUGAUGGCUUAUUAUAAUGUGCAAUAA
This is a messenger RNA of Rotaria sordida, 594 nucleotides long. The record is from the annotation of a GenBank genome assembly. Lineage: Eukaryota; Metazoa; Rotifera; Eurotatoria; Philodinida; Philodinidae.